AUGACAACCAACUUUGACAUCCUCGUCCUUCCCGGCGACGGGAUCGGACCCGAAGUCAUGGCCGAAGCCGUGAAAGUCCUACAAGCCUUCGGGAGUCAGAGCCGGAAAUUCAACCUCCGCCAUGAGCUCAUCGGCGGCUGCAGCAUCGACGCGCACGGCAAAUCCGUCACGGAGGAAGUCAAGCAGGCGGCUCUGGCAUCCGACGCCGUCCUGUUCGCAGCUGUCGGCGGUCCCAAGUGGGACCACAUCCGCCGGGGCCUCGACGGGCCCGAGGGCGGCUUGUUACAGCUUCGCAAGGCAAUGGACAUCUAUGCGAACCUCAGACCGUGCUCGGCUAGCUCGCCGAGCGCGUCGAUCGCGAGGGAGUUCAGCCCGUUCCGGCACGAGGUCAUCGAGGGCGUGGAUUUUGUCGUGGUGAGGGAGAACUGCGGCGGGGCGUAUUUUGGAAAAAAGAUCGAGGAAGAAGAUUAUGCAAUGGACGAAUGGGGCUAUAGCGAGCGCGAAGUCCAACGCAUCACCCGCCUCUCGGCGGAGAUCGCGCUCCGGCACGAGCCCGUCUGGCCGGUAAUUUCUCUGGAUAAGGCGAACGUGCUCGCCUCCUCGCGGCUCUGGCGCCGCGUCGUCGAGAAGACCAUGACAACCGAGUACCCGCAGGUGAAGUUGGUGCAUCAGCUGGCGGAUUCGGCGUCGCUGAUCCUAGCAACCAACCCGCGCGCCUUGAACGGCGUCAUCCUGGCGGAUAACACAUUCGGCGACAUGAUUUCGGACCAGGCGGGUUCGAUCGUCGGGACGCUGGGGGUGCUGCCCAGCGCCAGUCUGGACGGGCUACCCAGUGAUACGAGGAAGAGGACGAACGGGCUCUAUGAGCCGACGCAUGGCUCGGCACCGACCAUCGCGGGCCAAAACAUCGCCAACCCGGUCGCCAUGAUUCUUUGCGUGGCGCUCAUGUUCCGCUAUUCAUUAGACAUGGAGGCCGAGGCGCAGCAGAUUGAACGUGCAGUGCAGAGCGUCUUGGACGGUGGGAUUCGCACACCUGACCUGGGAGGGAAAGCAGGGACGAACGAGGUUGGAGACGCGAUUGUGGCCGCUCUACGAUAG
Molecule: messenger RNA, 1098 nt
Organism: Aspergillus clavatus NRRL 1
Lineage: Eukaryota; Fungi; Ascomycota; Eurotiomycetes; Eurotiales; Aspergillaceae
Product: 3-isopropylmalate dehydrogenase
Exons: 3
Coding region: 1-1098 (365 amino acids)
Biological process (GO): L-leucine biosynthetic process
Cellular component (GO): cytosol
Molecular function (GO): magnesium ion binding; 3-isopropylmalate dehydrogenase activity; NAD binding
Source: RefSeq, a predicted model, not a curated record